CGCAUGUGUGUCAUUUUCAUGUGAACGCUUUGGAGCAAUUAAAGGAAAGGUCGCGACAUUUGACUGGACGGACUAACUUUCUGGGAGAGGAUACGACAUCUUUCAGGAGGAAUCUAAGCGGUACCAUUUGAAGGAGCGCUGUCACUGCUCUUUGGAUCAAGGCAGUGGCUUUAAAUCUGAUCACUAUCAAGAGUCUUUCGUCCUGAUUUGGGUCAUCGCAGGUGUCGCCGGCUCCUGCUUUUCAUCAAUCAAAGAUGACAGAGAGGGCAAAAUGGUGGAAGGCCUUCAUGCCAAAGAAGAAGCCGGGGGGGCCCAAGGAGCCGAGUUCCCCCCACUCUUAUGCAGACUUCGACCCUUUUGCACAAGACAAGUCCAAAGAGUCCAAGACCACCGCCGACCAGUCUCUGUCCCAGCAGGAGUCCACCAACGGCUCCUGCCUGUUCAGCGACGAGCUCUACGACGACUCCCACAUGGACUCCCUCUUCAACGAGCAGACUUGCCGCAGAAACAUGAAAGUGUCCCGCUCCGGCCGGUUUAAAGAGAAGCGGAGGGCGCGCAUUAGCCUCCCCGUCGAGGAUAAAGGCACCGAGAACGUGGCGCCGGCCAAGGACGACGUUCGGUGAUUGAUGGCUGAGAAGAGGCGACGGAUGGUGAAAAAAAAAAAAAAAAAAAAAAAUGACUUGACAAAGAUGAGAAGGCUUCCUUCCCUUGAGGUGUACAGAAGGUUCUGGAGGUGGGUUGCGAUGGCGACGAGGAAGACGACAAGUAGCAGAGACGAGCGAGCGCAGGGUCACAGAAAAGAUGGGUAUAUAGUCAGAUGUUGUCAUAGCAAGCCCGUUAUGUGAAAUUGUGUGGUGUCCUCUUUUUUUUUUUAAUGUAAAUUAUUGCCCUUCACCUGCAUGCGUGAUAGACUUUGAAUAUGUGUUUAAAUGAAGGAUUUCUGCAAAAAAAAAAAAGCUUUUAUGAAGGUCUUGAGGGAUAAUUGUGACGUCAAUAAUUUGUUAAGAGUGGAACUUAAGUGCCUUAUGUUGUUGGUUUGUCUGUGUGUGUGUUUUUUUUUAAUGAAGGAUGUAAAUCUAGCAGGUUUUUACAACAAUGGGUUUUAGCAGAGGUGUGUAUUAUGAAGUCGAGCACUGAUGUUGUAUCCAGAAGAACAAGAUUUGCUGAGAUGUGACCCCGCCUCUGAGGGUUGGCUUUUGUUUUCACGUUGCGCCGUGUUUAGAUCACCUGUAAAUGUUGAAAUGAAGGGAACACGCGCAAUAAAUCCAAUUGUUGCUUCA
Messenger RNA from Syngnathoides biaculeatus (alligator pipefish), 1280 nucleotides. Its product is annotated as proline-rich protein 15. The transcript is spliced from 2 exons. The coding region runs from base 255 to 623 and encodes 122 amino acids. The record is from RefSeq and is a predicted model, not a curated record. NCBI's taxonomy places the organism in Eukaryota, Metazoa, Chordata, Actinopteri, Syngnathiformes, Syngnathidae.